AUGCCCGGCAGCGCCGAGGGAGGGGGUCCGGAGGGAGGAGCAGCCCCAGAGCGCCGGCUGACGUGUCCACCAGGUGGCUCCGCCCACGGCCCGCGCCUGCGCACGCCCGGCCCGGCCGCUUCUCGCGUCACCGGUGACCACAACAUGGCUGCGGCGCCGGUUGUGCUGCUGCUCUGGCUGUUGGCGCUCGUGCCGCCCCAGCUGGUGCCGACGCAGCCCCACGCGAGCGCGGGUCGGCGCUUCUCGGAGCACAAACUCUGCGCGGACGACGAGUGCAGCAUUUUUGGAUAUUUUCCAAAGGAUUUAAUCAAAGUAGUCCAUGAAUAUACUAAAGAAGAGCUACAAGCUCCAACAGAUGAGACAGAUUUUGUUUGCUUUGAUGGCGGAAGAGACGAUUUUGAUAAUUAUAAUGUAGAAGAACUUUUAGGGUUUUUGGAAUUAUACAAGUCUGCAACUGGAGAUUCUGGGAAAGCUGUAGAAAAAACUUCUCUGCAUGUGCAUGUGGAAAAAACUCCUGAAGUAUCUAAGGAAACUGAACCUAAACCUGAACCAGAAGAAGCCAACUUAGGGGAAAACAAAAGUGUGUUUCUAGAAAAGACUAAUGGUCUCAAGGAACGGUUUAUAGCUGAGAAGAAACAUGCAAACAGUCAAAUGGGCGAUUCUAAGGGAGAGCAGUCUUUGUUUGAACCUCUUGAAGAAAUGCUGCAAGAUCAAUUAAAAAUGCCACAAAGUGAAAACAACAAAACCAGCAAUAGUUCUCAGCUUUUGAGUGAACAGGAGAUUGAUGCUUAUAAACUUUUGCAAAAGGACAUGACUCUGGACUUGAAAACCAAAUUUGGCUCAACUGCUGAUGCACUUGUAUCUGACGAUGAGACAACCAGACUUGUUACUUCUUUAGAAGAUAAUUUUGAUGAGGAAUUGGAUGCUGAGUAUUACACAUUUGAAAAAGAAGAGGAGAAUAAAGAAAAGCAGAAUUCAAAUGGAGAGCAUAAGGUUGAGAUAACUCUGCCUCCUGCCAUCAAAAAUGUUAAUAAAAAUAUACUAACAACUUGGGGGGAUACUAUCUUCUCUAUUGUCACGGGAGGUGAAGAGAAAACAGGUGUGAUGGAUUUAGAGAGUCCUUCUUCAGAGGAAGAAAAGGAAGAUGAUGACUCAUUCAUCCCAGAUAGCAAACAGGAGACACCAAGAUCAGCCAUAGAUUAUACUGGCCCUGAAAAUGUAGAAGACGGUCUUUUGAUUGUAGAAGUACCUGAAAGGAAUAAUGGGAAAGAUCCAGAAGUGGACACAGAACUUCACAUUAGAGGCAAAAGGAGGGAAGUUCAAGAACCUGAGAGGGGCCUGGUACAAAAUGAGCGUGAAUUAGACGGUGAGAGGCAGGAGGAGAUGGCUGUGCACAGCUCUACUCCAGACAGUAACCCUGACUCUUUAUUAGCUGCUGAAAAGGGUACAGACAUAUUAAAAUCUGCAUCUGGUGACAGAGAAAAUGACCAGAACGGAGCAGCUAUUCAAGUCUCAGAAGGCAGACUCCAUGGAGAAAAGCCUGGGGACCAGAUUUUGGAAGGUGGCUCAGAGAGUGGAUCUGUACAUAACGCUGCGAGGAAUCAAAUGAAUGAAGGAAAGAUUAAACGGGAAUCCUUGGACAUUGUUCCACUUUUGGGAGAUAAUCCACAUAAUGCACCCAGAGACAGUGUGGCAGAAGUGAAUGUUUUGGUAAGUGAACCAGAACCACACGUGCCUUCAAUGGAGCAUCAACAUGAGGAAUUGAAAGAGGAAGUAUUUCUUAAAACUCAAAAUCAGCCUGGAUUCUCCUCUUCAGACAAAAUCGGUUUGCUGAGAGAACAGAAAGCAGAGGCUCCCUCUCCGGGAAGAAAUCUUUCCGAGCAGCGAGCAAGAGCUGUGACCACUGCAGGCAGCGAGCGUGUGAGUGAGAAGACGAGGCCCGCUGUGGCAGAGGUCAGCGAGGACUCCUCCGGCAUGCGGGAGGCAGACCAGACUGACAGCGCACGAGGGCCAGGUUUCCGUGCUGUAAAUCCAGAAGCAGCAGAGGAUGACUAUCCCCCUGAAGAGCUACUGGAAGAUGAAAAUGCUGUCAUUGCAAAACAGUCUAGAGAGAAGAGCCCUGGGACUCAAGACAGGCAGGCAGAUGUAAAUGUGCAAGUUGCUGAAAGAGCAAUUUCAGGAACCAUUAACCCUGAUCUGGAAACUGAAGAAAACGAACAAGAAACCAGUAAGAUUUGGGAUACUAAAAGAAAAAGUGAACCUGCGGCCGAAGGAGUAGACACAAUAGGCAGGGACCCAGGCAGUAUGGUGGUGGAAAAAGAAGACAGCCCUUUGGUAGAUAAGAAAGCACAGAAACCAUCUGAUGUAAGUGACUUCCCGGACAAGGAGAAAACUAGGACUCCAGAGCUAGGCGAAGCAUUUCAGAAUAAAGAUGAUCUGAAGAAAGACAACCCAGAGGAACCCCUCAGGGUUUCAGAGAAGCCUGGCGGAGAACUCUUAAAAGAGGACCACGAGGAUAUAGAGAAAUUCAUGGAUACAGAAUACCAGGGUAGCCCACUGGCCGCCUCACUCCGGCCCCUUGCUUCGCCCAUUCUCUCAGCUCCUAAGCCGCCCGCGCUCAGCUGCCCGCGCUCAUCCCUGCGCCGCUUGGCGGUUGGUUCCUUCCACAUGGGCCUCGCCCUCGCAGCGCCUACUGACGUGUUCACGGUGCUCACUAUCGUCACCGUGACGGUGAAGGGAGACGAGUCAUUUGCCGUGAUCCAGAUGGUCUCCGUGAGAGGAGAUGGUGAAGGAGACGAGUCCUGUGCCUUGAGCCGGAUGGUCUCUGUAAGAGGAGGCAGUGAAGGAGAUGAGUCCUUUGCCGUGAUCCAGAUGCUCUCCAUUACAGGAGACAGUGAAGGAGACGAGUCCUGUGCCAUGAUCCAGAUGCUCUCUGUGAGAGAAGACGGUGAAGGAGACGAGUCCUGUGCCGUGAUCCAGAUGCUCUCCAUUAUAGGAGACAGUGAAGGAGACGAGUUCUGUGCCGUGAGCCGGACGGUCUCCAUGAGAGGAGAUGAUGAAGGAGACGAGUCCAUUGCCACGAGGCGGAUGGUCUCCAUUAGAGGAGAUGGAGACGAUGAAGGAGACGAGUCCUGUGCCGUGAGUGGGGCGGUCUCCGUGAAAGGAGGCAGUGAAAGAGAUGAGUCCUUUGCUGUGAUCCAGAUGUUCUCUGUAAAGAGUAGAGUUUAUCAAGUCACUGAACACCAAAUUUCUGACAAGGUGAAAAACAUCACAAGAGAAAAUCAAGAACUUGUACAAAAGCUGUCAGAUUACGAACAAAAGAUCAAGGAAUCAAAGAAAUAUAUUCAAGAAACCAAGAAACAAAAUAUGAUUCUUCGUGAUGAAGCAAUUAAAUAUAUGGAUAAAAUCAAGACACUUGAAAAAACUAAUGAAAUUCUGGAUGACACAGCUAAAAGUCUUCGUGUUAUGUUAGAAUCUGAGAGAGAACAUACUGUCAGGAAUCAGGACUUGAUAUUAGAAAACAUGAAAUCUAUAGAGAAGUUAAACAAUGUUAUCUCCAUGAAUGCUUCAGAAUUUUCAGAGGUUCAAAUUGCUCUUAAUGAAGGUAAGCCUAGUGAAGAGAAGGUGAAGUCUGAAUGCCAUCGGGUUCAAGAAGAAAAUGCUAGGCUUAAGAAGAAUAAAGAGCAGUUGCAGCAGGAAAUCAGAGACUGGAAUAAAUCACAUGCUGAACUCAGUGAGCAAAUCAAAUCAUUUAAGAAGUCUCAGAAAGAUUUAGAAGUAGCUCUUACUCAGAAAGACGAUAAUAUUAAUGCUUUGACUAAUUGCAUUACACAGUUGAAUCAGUUAGAGUAUGAGUCUGAAUCUGAGAGUCAAAAUAAAAGAGGAAAUGAGUCAGAUGAAUUAGAAAAUGGAGAGGUGGGAGGUAACCGGAGUGAGAAAAUGAAAGAUCGAAUUAAGCAGAUGAUGGACACUUCACGGACACAAACUACAAUAUCAGUACUUGAAGAGGAUCUAAAACUCUUUCAAUUUAAGCUAAGAGCCUGGAUAUCCACAAAAUGUAACCUGCAAAGCUCAACUGUUUUAUCCUUUACAGAUGAAAUAAAGCAACUAGAAAAGGACCGCAUUUCACUGCAGUCUGCCAAAGCUGGACUGGAGGAUGAAUGUAAAACCCUGAGGCAGAAAGUGGAGAUUUUGAGUGAACUAUACCAGCAGAACGAGAUGGCUCUGCAAAAGAAUUUGAGUCAAGAAGAGUAUGAGCGGCAAGAAAGAGAGCAGCAGCUGUCAACUGCAGAUGAGAAGGCGGUUUUGGCUGCAGAGGAAGUAAAAACUUACAAGCGGAGAAUUGAAGAAAUGGAGGAAGAAUUGCAGAAAACACAGCGCUCAUUUAGAAACCAGAUUGCUGCUCAGGAAAAAAAAGUACAUGCUAACUGGGUAAAAUUUCACGCUGCAGAAAGGGCUAUAGCUGAAGAGAAAAGGGAAGCCGCUGACCUGAGACUCAAAUUAUUGGAAAUAACUCAGAAGGUGGCACUGCUGCAAGAAGAGCCUGUGAUUGUAAAACCAAUGCCAGGAAGACAAAACACACAAAACCCUCCACGGAGAGGUCCUCUGAGCCACAAUGGCUCGUUUGGCCCAUCCCCUGUGAGUGGUGGAGAAUGCUCCCCUCCACUGGCAGCAGAGCCACCCGGGAGGCCUCUCUCCACUACACUCAACCGAAGAGAUAUGCCUAGAAGAGAAUUUGACCCAGGAUCUGGUGCAGCUGCCGUGAUGAACAGCAACUCAAGAAGCUCUUCCCCUUCUAAGGUGAUGGACGAGGGCAAGGUUAAUAUGGCUCCUAAAGGACCACCACCUCCUUUUUGGGGGGUGCCCCCCAUGAGCUCCCUGGUUGGAGGCCCCAUCCCACCACCCAUUCGAUAUGGACCACCUCCUCAGCUCUGCGGGCCUUUCUGGCCUCGGCCAUUUCCUCCACCAUUCGGUCCUGGUAUGCGUCCACCACUAGACUUAAGAGAAUAUGCACCAGGCGUUCCACCUGGAAGAUGGGACCUGCCUUUUGACCCUCGGGGAUUUGUACCAGGACACACACCAUUUAGACCUUUUGGCUCUCUUGGCCCAGGAGAGUACUUUAUUCCUGGUAGCCGAUUACCACCCCCAACACAUGGCCCCCAGGAUUACCCGCCACCACCUGCUGCAAGAAACUUACUGCCUUCAGGCUUGAGAGAGGAGCCUUUACCUGCCUCUCAGAGCAGUAGCCAGGACUGUUCACGGGCAUUAAAGCAGAGCCCGUAACUAUAACUCUGACGGUUGGGGAGAAAGUGGACUAUACACUAUUCAUUAACAGUAAAGGACUUCGUUGGCUUCAAAAUCCAGAAGUUCACUUUAAGAUGUUUGUUUUAGAACUAAGCUGCCUUAGCAGUGUGCGUUUUUGAGCCAAACAAUUCAAAAAUAUGGUUUUCCUCCCUAGAUAAAAAUCGCCUCUUAAGCUAGAGCAUCCUUAUAAUUUUCAAAUGUGCAAUAAAGAAUAUCUGUGUUUUAGUUAAUGUAGCAUUUGUAUGUAAUUGCUAAAUGAUUUAGAAUGUCAUGAAAAAUAUAAACAUUUCCUGUGGAAAUGCUUUAAGAACAUGUAUUUCCAUUAUCCUGUUUUUAGUAUGCACCAGAUAAAUACAUAGCAAUGGUGUUUAUAAGACUGUUAUGCUAAAAAUGUUUACUAAAAGAUCACUAAACUUUAUUUCCCCUCUUGCUGAAGUUCUCUGUAGUAAUAGUAAAUAAAAGUUUGUUUUAUUAAUAUUU
Messenger RNA from Galeopterus variegatus (Sunda flying lemur), 5784 nucleotides. RefSeq names its product melanoma inhibitory activity protein 3-like. The coding region runs from base 1 to 5283 and encodes 1760 amino acids. The transcript has 29 exons. NCBI's taxonomy places the organism in Eukaryota, Metazoa, Chordata, Mammalia, Dermoptera, Cynocephalidae. The record is from RefSeq and is a predicted model, not a curated record. Gene Ontology annotation, cellular component: endoplasmic reticulum membrane; endoplasmic reticulum exit site. Gene Ontology annotation, biological process: endoplasmic reticulum to Golgi vesicle-mediated transport; vesicle cargo loading; protein secretion.